GCUCAUAUUAAGACAAUGCACGGGGGUCCACAGGCUAUGGUAACAUAUCUGAGGACAAAAUACUGGAUAACUGGUGUAAAGUUAGCAGUCAAAGCUUAUUUUCGAACAUGUGUUAUUUGCACAAGGUACUCAAAUAAAACACGAGAGCAACUUAUGGGUCAGCUUCCCUCGGCACGCGUUACACCAAGCAAACCAUUUCUUUGUAGUGGAGUAGAUUACGCAGGUCCAAUUAAUAUGCGUUUGUCGAAGGGUAGGGGCAACAAAUCAUAUAAAGGGUACAUUGCUCUAUUCAUUUGUAUGUCAACACGUGCUGUUCAUUUAGAACCAGUUAGUGAUAUGACAACUAAGGGAUUUUUGGCCGCCUUCAGGAGAUUUGUUGCUAGACGUGGUCGUUGUGCUCAACUUUAUAGCGACAAUGGAACUAAUUUUAUAGGAGCGGCACGCGAGCUCGCUGAGUUGUUUGACGAACAGAAAUCGACAUUUGUGCCUGAACUAGCUGAGUAUCUAGCAAAUAACGGUACUCAAUGGAAUUUUAUUCCCCCACAUGCACCCAAUUUUGGAGGACUUUGGGAGGCGGGAAUAAAAUCCACCAAACACCAUCUUCGUCGAGUUAUUGGGAACUCAACUCUGACCUUUGAGGAAAUGGCAACGGUACUUGCUCAAAUUGAGGCUUGCCUUAAUUCAAGGCCACUCUCUUAUGUUGAAGAUCAGGAAGGUUUCGUUGCCCUUUCGCCUGGUCAUUUUUUGGUAGGAGAGCCGCUUAUACUAAUUCCUGAAAUCAACUUUGAAAAAUCUAAUAUUAGUUGUCUUAAACGUUGGCAACUGACACAAAGGAUGCUACAAGACUUUUGGAAGCAUUGGUCUCAUGAUUAUUUGCAUCAAUUCUUACAAAGACACAAGUGGGUCUACAAAACCCCAGAACCUAAACUGGGUGACGUGGUUUUGAUCAAAGAAGAUGGCAUGCCUCCUGGCAGGUGGUUGUUGGGUAGAGUCGAGCAAAAACAUCCUGGCCCUGAUCAGAUCACCCGAGUGGUUACUGUUCGCACACAAAAUUCUUUGAUCAAAAGACCUGUGUCCAAAAUUUGUGUGCUUCCAUUAGCGGAAUAAUUAAUUAUUGUAAUUUUAUGUUGAAAUGUAAAUAUGAUGUGCAUGUUAAAGUUACUUUAAUUCUUAUGAUUGAUAUUUUGUUGUAGCAAUCCUCACAAAACUUUGUAUAGUUGAAGUUAAAUUUUUAUUAUUAAUUGUUUUAAUCACAAUGAGAAUGUUUUAGUUAUGAGUAUGUGCUAAGCAAACUAUUUAGUAGUAUUUGUUACUAUUAUGCCCACUGUAGGCAAGGAAGUUUACUUUUUGUUCAGUUUGUGUAUAUAAUUUAACUUUAAAUUGUACUGCAAAGAUUAGAUUUGGUUUGUUUCUUGUUUUGUUUAAUUAAGUAAAGGACAUUCUGGAAUUAUGUCCUUUAGCGGGCGGAAAUGUACAG
Messenger RNA from Ostrinia furnacalis (Asian corn borer), 1477 nucleotides. RefSeq lists its product as uncharacterized. The transcript is spliced from 2 exons. Gene Ontology annotation, biological process: DNA integration. The coding region runs from base 16 to 1107 and encodes 363 amino acids. Lineage: Eukaryota; Metazoa; Arthropoda; Insecta; Lepidoptera; Crambidae. The record is from RefSeq and is a predicted model, not a curated record. Gene Ontology annotation, molecular function: nucleic acid binding.